This is a messenger RNA of Asterias rubens (European starfish), 1845 nucleotides long. Its product is annotated as thrombospondin type-1 domain-containing protein 4-like. Gene Ontology annotation, biological process: extracellular matrix organization. The transcript has 7 exons. Gene Ontology annotation, cellular component: extracellular matrix. The coding region runs from base 1234 to 1845 and encodes 203 amino acids. Lineage: Eukaryota; Metazoa; Echinodermata; Asteroidea; Forcipulatida; Asteriidae. Gene Ontology annotation, molecular function: metalloendopeptidase activity. The record is from RefSeq and is a predicted model, not a curated record.
CUUCACUCGUUAACUAAGCUCUACAAUGAUUCGCCGAUUGGUGGCGUUUCUCAAUAACUGCCAGAGCAGAGAGUACUCGCACUUUCAGGAGAUCGAGAGCCGAACGACAUUCACUAGGCAAAAAUAAACCAACGCACCAGGGCAUUGGCCUGGAAUAAAAGAAAAUACUACAUUUAUUCACACUGCAGACACUUCAGGGACUCAGUCAUAAGUUGUGCUCCAACCAGCUACAAGUUAGUUAGCUCUAGACAGAAAUCACCCAAAGUUUGACUGCAUAUCGUCAAGGUCAUUGAGUUGACUUAGUUUUGGAUGUUGCAAGCAAGGUGAUUGUGUUGUGUUUGAAGUAAAAGUCGUCGGCUCUGCUCUGUACAGCUAGCACUACAGAUGAUUCAAGCUUCGAGCCCCACGUGUUUUGAUGACCCGUCACCAUAAACAAACUGCCAUCUACCGUGUGAUAUUUUUUACCAAGAGUGAAUUUUUCAUCAACUGAACGGGAUUUAUUAGCAUCAGACGUGCAUGCUGUGCUGGAUUGUCAUCCCCCCAUUUGGAAUUAUAAACAAUUUUGUUGCGGUAACCAGAGCGUAACUUCGGCGUGAUUGAAAUUGAAUAAUGUUACAUGGUCUCACAAUGAAAUGGAAUGCUGUCUUUAAAAGCUAACACAUGAGUUGCAGUGCGUUGUUAAUCGUUGGAAGGAUUACCCUGUGUGUCUGUACGAUACGACCACAAUAGGUGUCAAAAUACCUACUCAGGUGUACUUUAUACGUGUGAAUUGAUGAAUUAUUCUCAUGUAGUUGUUACAUUUACGGUGGGAUUUCCACGGGGAAAGUAGGACGCUCUCUCCGCCUACUAAGAAACCUUUUUGAGGAACCGUCGAGAGGCGGGCUUGAAACUUUGAACCGGUUUCAACUUGACUUUGCCGUGGUGCUUUUUGACUGUAGGUUAAUUUUUUUAGCAUAUUUGAUCUCAAUGACCUGCUGAAUACAGUUCUACAUUUGAACCAGAGAGUGUUGCUUCUUCUCUGAUGUGAUUAUUCAGCACACGGAGAACAAUUCUUGAAAGUUGACUGGAAUUUUUUAGUACGCACGGAGGAGAUAACGUAGUCCAAGAACAAAAGAUAAGUUUGAUUACGUGAGGUUGAAUUGUGCUCAAAUUGGACAAGCUGUAUACCUUGCAGACGACAGAGGCUGUUCCGUGGAUUUUUAUUAUUAUCGGCUGGCUGCGUGUGAGGACAAGAUGUGGCGAGAUUUGGAUCAAGCAAUGAGGACAUCCAACAGAUCCAGCUGUGCUUCAUGCAUACUCUUAUUCAAGAUACAGACUAUGACGUUCAGAAUAUUCAUCAUUAUUUUAGUUUCCGUGGCUGUGACGUCAUCAGAGUCGUUAAUCAGUGAAACCAGGUUACGUGAGAGAAGGGGUCUGAGCAGACCACCUGUGACAUCAUACUGGGGGGACUGGGACUCGUGGUCUGCGUGCUCCAGGACGUGCGGUGGGGGUGUGUCCAAACAGACAAGGGUGUGUCUUCAGAUGAGCAGCGGUGAUGGUGGGGAAUUAAGACAAAGCUCACAUUGUGUGGGGCUUUACAAGCAGUAUAAACUGUGCAAUACACAGCCAUGUAAAUACGACACUGACUUCAGGCAAGAACAGUGCGAGAAUUUCAACGGUGUACCUUUCAUGGGAAACUUUUACCAGUGGAGACAGAUAGAAAAAGAAUCCAAUUACUGUGAGCUGAACUGUCAAGCCAUUGGUUCUCGUUUCUUUGCUAAAUUGGCAGAUAAGGUCAUUGACGGCACAUCUUGCUGGAAUUCCUCAACUACAGAUGUUUGUGUGGAUGGUCUGUGCAAGGGUUAG